Messenger RNA from Geodia barretti, 798 nucleotides. Lineage: Eukaryota; Metazoa; Porifera; Demospongiae; Tetractinellida; Geodiidae. The record is from the annotation of a GenBank genome assembly.
AUGAUUCGUGUUAUUGUUAAUGGUGCCUGUGGGCGCAUGGGUAAGAUGAUUACGCAAGGCGUUUCAGAACAGGAAGAUAUGCAGAUUGUCGGUGCUAUCGAAUUCUCUGAGCAUCCGCAACUUGGGCAGGAUGUAGGAGAAGUAGCCGGAAUUGGGACAAUCGGUGUGCCUGUUACCAGUGAUCUGCCUGCAAUUCUGGAUGACGGAGACGUUGUGAUUGAGUUCACAUCGCCAAGUGCAACCAUUGAGCAUCUCCAGAACGUUGUAGACGCCGGAAAGCGGAUGGUCAUCGCAACAACAGGAUAUGAUGAAGAGGAAUUAGCACAGGUGCACGCACUCGCACCUCAAAUCCCGUGCGUGAUGGCAUCCAACAUGAGCGUCGGCAUCAAUGUUAUGUUGCAAGCGAUUCAACUCGUUGCAAAUGUGCUCGGGGACGACUAUGACGUGGAGGUCAUUGAAGCACAUCAUAAUCAAAAAGUCGAUUCACCGAGUGGGACCGCCCUACGGAUGGCUGAGGUUCUCGCUCAAACAUUGGACAGAAAUCUUUCAGAAGUCGGCGUGUACGGUAGGCACGGCAUCGUCGGAAAGCGCACCAAGAAGGAGAUCGGUAUACACGCCAUUCGAGGAGGAGACCUUGCCGGCGAUCACACAGUUUUAUUUGUCGGUACGGGUGAUCGUCUUGAGAUAACACAUCGCGGUCAAAACCGUGAACCGCUUGCGCGGGGAGCGAUUCGUGCAGCACGGUGGGUGAUGGGUGCACCGAAAGGCUUGCAUGACAUCGCAGAAGUCCUGUUCUAA